CGAGAUUUUGUUGUAACAAAAGUAAUUUCUUGAAAAGGCAGCAAAUUUAUCCUAACGUGAAAAACUCUUUAUGGAAGUUUUGGGCUGCUGCCGUUAUAUUAGAAACAUUCCAGGGCACUGAAGUGUAAUUUAUGGUAUAGUUAUGUUACCAAUUUUGUGUCUGCGGUCGAAACUUUUGUUUUGAGGUUAUAUUAUACGUUUGUCACAUUUUGUUUGGAAGUUUAUCCGCAACAAAAUGGCAAAGUACGAUUUAACUUCGAGAAUCGCCCAGUAUUUGGAUCGGCAUCUGGUAUUUCCGUUGCUGGAAUUUCUAUCGGCCAAAGAAAUAUACGACGAGACCGAAGUGCUGAAGGCAAAGUUGGAUAUUCUUAGCAAAACGAAUAUGAUUGACUACGCGAUAGAUAUCAGGAAGCAAUUGUAUUCGACUGAAGAAGUACCGGAAGAUAUGAAACAGAGACGUACGCACGUCGUUACCCAGUUGCAGGAGCUGCAGCAGCAAGUCGAGCCAAUUUUGCAGAUAAUGGCAAAUGACGAAGUGAUGAAGAACAUGGAAACGAUGAGGGACUCUAAAACCUUGGUGGCUUACUUGGAAAAAGAAUUUAAGUUUGAUUUUGGGAUGAUCAACAGCCUCCACACCCUGGCGAAGUACCGUUACGAGUGCGGCAACUAUUCCGUGUCCACUUCGUAUUUGUAUUUUUGCAUGCUCGUCCUUCCGCCCAAUGAUAAAAAUUAUUUGAGCGCAUUGUGGGGUAAGUUUGCGUCCGAAAUUCUCGUGCAAAAUUGGGAUUCCGCGCUGGAAGACCUCAACAAACUCAGGGAGUACAUCGAUAACAGUCCGAAUCAGUUCGGUGGCAAUAGUUUGCAGCUCCUGCAGCAGAGGACAUGGUUAAUCCACUGGUCCUUGUUUGUAUUCUUUAACCACGCACUCGGUAGGGAGCUCAUUAUCGAGAUGUUUUUGUACCGGCCCCAUUAUCUAAACGCCAUUCAGACCAUGUGCCCCCACAUACUGAGGUACCUGGCGACGGCGGUCAUCAUAAACAGGGGACGCAGGUCCGCUCUGAAGGAUCUCGUGAAGGUGAUCCAGCAGGAGAGCUACACCUACAAGGAUCCCAUCACGGAGUUUUUGGAACACCUGUACGUGAAUUUUGACUUUGACGGGGCCCGACGCAAACUGCAGGACUGCCAGAACGUCCUGUACAACGAUUUCUUCCUGAUUUCGUGCCUGGACGAGUUUGUUGAGAACGCGCGCCUUAUGAUAUUCGAGACCUUCUGCAGGAUUCACCAGUGCAUCAGCAUAGGCAUGCUGGCCGAGAAACUGAACAUGAACCCGGAUGAGGCGGAAUGCUGGAUAGUAAAUUUGAUAAGGAAUGCCCGUUUGGACGCGAAAAUCGACUCGAAAUUGGGGCACGUCGUCAUGGGGGCGCAGCCUUUGUCUCCCUACCAGCAACUGAUUGAGAAGAUAGACUCGUUAUCGGUGAGGUCUGAGACAUUGUGCGGCCUCAUAGAUAGGAAAUUGAAAGCCCGAACAGACAUCCGAUGGGGCAAUCAAGAAUUCUGAUAUCAUCUUCCAUGUUCGAGUUUUGCAUUUUACGAUAAAUAAAAAAUAUAGCUUUUUAAAAAAAA
Messenger RNA from Cylas formicarius (sweet potato weevil), 1623 nucleotides. It is a transcript of the gene eIF3e, whose product is annotated as eukaryotic translation initiation factor 3 subunit E. Gene Ontology annotation, cellular component: nucleus; cytoplasm; eukaryotic translation initiation factor 3 complex. Bases 236 to 1558 code for a protein of 440 amino acids. Gene Ontology annotation, molecular function: translation initiation factor activity. Lineage: Eukaryota; Metazoa; Arthropoda; Insecta; Coleoptera; Brentidae. The transcript is spliced from 4 exons. The record is from RefSeq and is a predicted model, not a curated record. Gene Ontology annotation, biological process: translational initiation.